AUUAUCCAGUUGGUUGUAAACUGCAUGGCAGACCGUUAUUUCAGGUUACAUGCAAGUUGGUUAGCCUCCAUUCCCAGAUCAUCAGCCUCAAAAUUUUCCAUGAAUAGCAAUACCAAAAUCCCACCACCCAAAAAUUCCUCCCAAAAGAACCUUCAACUUUUGACCCCCCGAAACCAACCAUUUCUCCUCCCUUUUUCCCCUCUUCUUCUUCCUCCUUUCAGAAACACCACGUUACCAUUAGAGAAAAAAAGAUCAUGAUCAUCUAAAUCAUGAUCAUGAUCUUCUUUCUCUUCAAUAUCCUCAACAACCCAUUUCCCGAACCAGUAUAACAAUCCCAAAUCCCAACAAAAAAGAGCCCGAAAAAAUGGCGAAACGUACUUUCAGUCGUUUCGUCGAACAGGAGGUGGGCAAGUUCCCCCACUUCCUGCUCUACGCCGUUCUGGAAUGGAUACUCAUAAUCCUCCUCUUCAUCGACGGAUUUCUAGCGUUCAUUGCCAACGAGUUCGCCAGAUUCUUCGGCCUACAGACCCCGUGCCUGUUCUGUACCAGAAUCGACCACGUCCUUGUGCACCGCAGCCGAGACUUCUACUUCAACGACUCGGUCUGCGAGGCCCACAAGAAGGAGGUCUCGUCGCUGGCAUUCUGCCACAACCACAAGAAGAUCGCCGACAUAAGAAGGAUGUGCGAGGUCUGUCUCCUCUCCUUCGCCGCCGACAAGGCCGACUCCGAAUGCGACACCUACAAGUCCCUCGUCGGGAUUCUGCAGAAGGACCUGGAGGAGAACGAUGAUCAUGAUGAUAAUCAUGACGUUAUUCGCCACAGGAUUCAGCUCGGUUUGGGUUUCGAGGAAAUUAAGGCCGGUGGUCUGCGGUGUUCGUGCUGCGGGGAGGCGCUGAAGACGAAGAAGGCGGCGGCGUUGAAUAACAAUAAUAUUGGCAAGGGAAGACAAUAUUACGGCGGCUCUCUGUUGUUCUCGCAGGCUCCGGCGCCGUCGCCUCGGGCGAUGUUCUCGAGGCUCAGAAGUAGUGGUGAGCGUAAGCUUAUGCCCGAGAAUGAGGCUGAGCUUCUUCCUGAGUUUGAGAAUGGUUCGUCGCAGGCUGUUACUUCUGAGAAGUUGAGGGAAGAUGUCAAAGCUGCUAUGGUGCCAUUACUAACUGAAGCUGAUGAAUUGAACGAUGAAGCAAACAAGACCCCAAGUUUCGUUAGAGGAAACAAGUUUUUCGGAAUCCCACUCACAGAUUCAGCUUCAAACAGUCCAAGGCUUGGCAUGAGGGUCUCAAGGAAAUCGCCACUAGAGAAGACAGAGUUUGCCUCAGAGUCCAUGGAAGGGAUUAAUGUUCAAACGAGUACAAACGACACAGAUACAGACUCCAUUUUGCAUGGCUUGAAGAGGCAAGUCCGGUUCGACAGGAAGUCACUGAUGGCCUUGUACAUGGAGCUCGACGAGGAGAGGAGUGCGUCAGCGGUGGCUGCAAACAACGCAAUGGCCAUGAUAACGCGGUUGCAGGCGGAUAAAGCAGCCGUUCAAAUGGAGGCUUUGCAGUACCAGAGAAUGAUGGAAGAACAGUUAGAGUAUGACCAAGAGGCUCUACAAGAAACAAACGAAUUGCUCAUGAAGAGAGAGGAGGAUAUCAAGGCUUUAGAGGCGGAGCUUGAGGCUUAUAGAGAGAAAUACGGGUGCUUGAAGGAAGAGGGCUUCACUGCAUACCAAGAGGAGAAUGGUGAUAAUGAUGACCGAGAGCCUAAAACACAUUCAUACUACUCAUCUGAGAGCGGAAGAACUGAAAUAGGCAGCUCCCCUUUGAGCUUCGACGAAGGAGAGGCUAACGGGGAAAUCGAGCACAAUUUUGACGAGUCUGUUCCACCACCAUUGGAGAAUGAAGAAGAGGAAAUCAGUGGUGAAUCUUUGAAAGAUUUUAAAGAGGAGAAAACCAAUUUUCUUGGCAGGAAAAAGCUGGACAAGAAAGAUAACGUAUGUGAAAAUGGCAUAGACAACGAGACAGGUAACAAACAUGGACACACAUUUACAGACAUGCAACAUACAUAAAAUUACUGAAUUUUGUUUGUGGUUGAUUUCUAUAGCGGAAAUGGCAUAUAAAAGCGAUAAAUUCCAAAAUUCUAAUAUAUCUGUCAAAUGAUGCUGACAGAAACUAG
Molecule: messenger RNA, 2154 nt
Organism: Morus notabilis
Lineage: Eukaryota; Viridiplantae; Streptophyta; Magnoliopsida; Rosales; Moraceae
Product: probable myosin-binding protein 5
Exons: 2
Coding region: 365-2047 (560 amino acids)
Molecular function (GO): myosin binding
Source: RefSeq, a predicted model, not a curated record